AUGGACGACCUUACUACUUCCCUGCUCACUGAGCAUUUUAGCUACACCCCCUUGUCGCUUAUAGAUGACAUUAUCAACUCAAUUAAUAACCUGAUAUACCAAGCUAUAUCUAGUCUAGAGACCGGCCUCCUUUCCAUUCCCCCGGAGCGACUGGGAUUUGGGCAAGCCAACAACGGCUCGACCAUCCCCGACACCGACGAAGACGGCAACGUUGUUUACCCGGAGGCGCAACUGGAGAUUGAAAAUGGAUUGCACCAAUUGGAGACUCUGCUCGAGGCGACGGUUGAUAAGGCGUUCGAUAAGUUCGAAAUUUUCGUGCUGCGCAAUAUCUUCAGAGUGCCAGAUGACUUGAUGGGGUGGAUCAGGCUCAAACAUUACGAAAACAUCUUGCUGAAUCCUUCCCCCGACGCGCCGACUGUUGAAACAAUCCUUGCUAUACGCCAGAAGCUACAAGAAACGAAGAAACUGAACCGGGCACUGAAGCAGGAGAGCGCGAGGAACGAAGUAAUGAUCGCGCAGCUUAAAGCUAUUCUAUCGGCAACGCAAGCCUCCGAUGCAACUGACAUGAAAGAAAACGAACCUACUGCUGCCGGGAAGAAAGAUCUGGACUUGUCGUUCUUGACCGCUAGCCCUGCUGCUCAGCAAUCACGCGUUGGCGUCGCUACUGGAUCGAACACGCAACAUACACCAUUGACGACCAAGACUACAUUCAUCUUAUCGCAACUCCCUGCUUUGCAAAUGAUGCUGAAAGAACUUCGUCCUAAGCUGGCCGCGCUGCCGAAAUCAGGCCUUGCAGAUGGCAAGGAACUCAAACCCGAUGAAAGAGGAGAUUAUAUCGAAAGCAGGAUCCGACUGCAUCUUGAGCGCUCGGGCCAACUGCCAGCUGGCAACGACGGAAAUCCUACCCUUGGCGGUCGUAGGAUGAAUAUUUCCGAAGCACAGGCACUUGAGGCCGUUACUGGAAUGCUUACACAGGUGGACAAAAAGGAGGACUAG
Molecule: messenger RNA, 996 nt
Organism: Aspergillus mulundensis
Lineage: Eukaryota; Fungi; Ascomycota; Eurotiomycetes; Eurotiales; Aspergillaceae
Product: MIND complex subunit MTW1
Exons: 3
Coding region: 1-996 (331 amino acids)
Biological process (GO): mitotic cell cycle; protein localization to kinetochore; mitotic sister chromatid segregation
Cellular component (GO): nucleus; chromosome, centromeric region
Source: RefSeq, a predicted model, not a curated record